Messenger RNA from Fusarium redolens, 1179 nucleotides. RefSeq lists its product as uncharacterized. The coding region runs from base 1 to 1179 and encodes 392 amino acids. The record is from RefSeq and is a predicted model, not a curated record. The transcript has 5 exons. NCBI's taxonomy places the organism in Eukaryota, Fungi, Ascomycota, Sordariomycetes, Hypocreales, Nectriaceae.
AUGGCUUCUUUACAUCUCUAUACUCGGACAGGGCCUCCGCCCUAUCCUAAUCCUUUGAGUCUUCCUACGACUCCUCUUCAAGAAAAGGGUCUCGCUGCUCUUUUCAUCUUUCCGGCUUUAUCGAUCAUCAUUGUGUCUAUGCAUGACUGGCUCGUGCUGGCAGCUUUGUUCUUUGCUUUGAUGAUGAUUGGUCCGCUUUAUAUGUUCAUGAAGCUCAAUUACUGGGGGUUUCACGAGCGAGAUGUACCCAAAGACCUCAAUCUUGCCGCUGGCUUCUGGUGGAACUUUCUCGUGCAGAUGUUCUACAACCCCGUCUUGGCACUCGUCAAGGCCUCGAUUCUGGUAUUCCUCCUUCGCUUGGGAGGCCAUAAAACCAACGUACGAUACGCCAUCUACGGGCUAAAUAUCUUCAAUGCUUCACACGCCGUCGCCAUUUUCUUCACGGCUCUCUUCCAAUGCUGGCCCAUUGAAGCUAACUGGGACUUUCCCUUGCGAAAGGAGCCUGGCGUUCAUUGUGUCAACAACUGGUUCCAUGUCAUUGCAUCUUGCAUCACUAUCGUAACAGACUUCCUGGUCGUUGCGCUUCCUUUUUGGAUCUUCCUUGGCUUGACCAUGCGAUGGGCAACUAAGAUUGCUGUUCUGAGUGUAUUCUUGUUGGGUAGUGUGGUCGGUAUCAUUGGCAUCAUUCGUGUCGUCUCCAUCUAUCACCAGCUCGUCGAGGGACCGCGACCCGGCGAAGACACCUUUUACUCCGUCCUUCCCGUCUGGGGCGCUGUGGAAACGAACCUCGCCAUCAUCUGCGCAUCAGUCCCCGCUCUCCGGCCGCUUUUCCGACGAUGGUUCCCUGCUCUCUUUGGAGGAAGCUCAGACGCACCAUCUGGAACUCCUUACGGCGGCCGAUAUGCCAACAACUCCCGCGGAACCGGUGGAAUGCGAUCACAUAACCACGAUGAUAUUCGUCUUAAAGACCUUCGGGUUUCACGAACUCAACAUACCGAGAUUCGAAGUGUUUCACCGACUGGAUCCGAGGAAGAGAUCAUGACAUAUAAUGGAAUUAUGCGGACUACGAAUGUUCAGGUUGCAUAUGAGAAUGCGUCAAAGGCUACUGUAUCGGAGUCGAGAACUUCAAGUGAGAUACGGUUUGAAAGCAAGGCGUCAGAGGUUAGGUCGGGGAUUUAA